Molecule: messenger RNA, 7320 nt
Organism: Anastrepha obliqua
Lineage: Eukaryota; Metazoa; Arthropoda; Insecta; Diptera; Tephritidae
Gene: Ire1
Product: serine/threonine-protein kinase/endoribonuclease IRE1
Exons: 9
Coding region: 233-3691 (1152 amino acids)
Biological process (GO): intrinsic apoptotic signaling pathway in response to endoplasmic reticulum stress; mRNA processing; protein phosphorylation
Cellular component (GO): IRE1-TRAF2-ASK1 complex
Molecular function (GO): RNA endonuclease activity; ATP binding; protein serine/threonine kinase activity
Source: RefSeq, a predicted model, not a curated record
AUUUGACAGCUUGCAUUAAAUUUUGACCGGAGAACGUAUUUCAACGAUGGCGUAUUUUUCUAGAUAUGAACUAUUCCAAUUUAUUAAUAAUUAAAAAGAAAUUAAGGACUUAAAAACAUAGAAGAGUGUUUGAAAGAAAGAAAAGAAAAAGUGUAAAUUAACUUUCUACAAAAUAUGAUUUCAGAGAAGUGAUGCUAGAAAUAAAUAGCAAAGUGGGUGAAAAAGUGUGGAAAUGUUGAAGAAAAUGUUUGGUCGGAGGUUGGUGAUGUCGCGAUCGUGGACGUCGAAGUCGAUUUUGUUUUUGCGUUGGAGCAGUGUGAUUUGUUUCGGUUUAUGUGUUUUGAUUGCAUCAGCCGCGGUGACUGCGACAACAGUCACGCCAGGCGCAACAAAAAUAAAAACAGUUGAAAAUGCACAUAACAUAUCGAAAGAAAAUGGAAAUAACAGUACAUCUGAGGAUAAUACUGCAACCGAACAAGUACGAGUGUACCGCCUGAGGGAGGCAUGCACUGAUUUGGCGCGAGACGAAGAAACAUUAAUGGUUUUCUCAACAUUGGGGGGCGGAUUAACCGCCAUCGAUCCGAUAACAACUGAAAUUCGUUGGACCAUAGCAGACGAUCCUCCGAUACGCGCUGAGCAAGAGCAAAAUGUGCAAGUGCCACAAUAUUUUCCAGAUCCGCGAGAUGGCAGUAUUUACCAACUUAGUGAUUUGGGCAACUUGAAGAAAUUGCCCUACACCAUACCACAGUUGGUGGCCAGUGCGCCUUGUCGCUCGUCUGAUGGCAUCCUGUAUUCGGGCAAAAAGAGCGAUACUUGGUUCAUGGUCGAUCCUAAGUCGGGUAGACGUGAGAAAGUCAUGGGCUUCGGGUCGGGCGGUUCACAAGCCGCACAAAAUCCCGAUGAAAAUGAAAAUAGAGCAAAGCAUAGCAAUUCGCAUUCUAUCUACUUGGGACGCACACAGUACACCGUAAUGAUGUACGACAGCUUGGCCAAAGGAAAAAAUGCUAAGCCUUGGAAUAUCACUUUCUAUGAUUACAGUGCGCACACCAUGACGCCAGAUAUAUCUAAAGAAUAUGAAUAUUUACAUUUAACCACCACAUCCAAUGGCAAUGUAGUCACUUUGAAUCGCAAGAAUGGUAAAUUUCUGUGGAAGCACGAUCUAACGAGUCCCGUAGUGGCGGCAUUUCUGCUCGGUUCGGAGGGAUUGCUAAGCGUGCCUUUUACCACUGUCUCCGAUGAGGCUUUCGAAGCCAUUCUGGAAGAAUCCAAAACCGGCAAUGUGAAUACCAUCAAACUAUUCCAAUCGCUUUAUGUUGGCGAGCAUAGUCAUGGCUUAUAUGCGUUGCCAUCGUUGGUGGAUAAAGAUACACCACGCAUUUCAGCAAGCUCUCCAAUAAAACUUUUGGAUGGCCCCAAUUCUGUUGGUGAUGAAUCAGAUUCCAAAAUGGUUUAUCUGGACGAUGUUAUACGCAAAAAUGUUGGCAUUGUUCUCGGCCAUUAUAAUAUGCCGAACGAAGGUUCUUUGGAAAUAUCGCCUUCGCCCGCAAAAGAUGAAAACAACCAUGACUUGGCUACCAUCAAUCAUUACCCCGAUGUCACCACUAUGGGCUCCAACGGCUAUAGCAUUCUAACAGAAUCGAAUAGCGAGAAGAAUUCCGCUGAAAUUGGCGUACAAACUGACCCAGUAAUUGAAAUAAAAACAGAUUCAACUAACGCCUUUAACAAGACAAAAAGGAUCAUUCUGGCGAAUAGCAAUCGAAUACAAAAAUUCUUCAACGAAUGGUUUAUGGAUCAUCCGAGCGGCCAAGUGCAUCAGAUACUGAUCGUUUUGGUUUUGGUUAUGGUCGCCAUGUUCUGGUACAUGUGCAGCACGAUGCGUGAGCUGAAAUAUCAAAGUGAAAAUGGUUCUAAAACUUACUCUGGUUCCAACAAGAGUAGCACUGCCAGCAGUAGUGUAAAUGCAAAGGACCUGAUUGAUCUUGGCGAUGGAAAUAUACGAGUCGGAAAAAUUUCCUUUAACUCAAAUGAGGUAUUAGGCAAAGGGUGCGAGGGCACAUUUGUGUUCAGAGGCAGUUUUGAGGAGCGCUCUGUGGCGGUGAAACGGCUGCUGCCUGAAUGUUUCACAUUUGCCGAUCGUGAGGUGGCUUUGUUGCGUGAAAGCGAUGCGCACGAAAAUGUGGUGCGCUAUUUCUGCACAGAACAGGAUCGGCAGUUUCGUUAUAUAGCAGUGGAGUUGUGUGCGGCUACGCUGCAGGAUUAUACAGAGGGUGAGCGUAGCAGUGAGCUGCGUUCACAGAUCAACGUUUGGGAGAUAUUGCGCCAAGCGGCAGCUGGUGUGAGUCACUUGCAUUCAUUGAAUAUCGUGCAUCGCGAUAUCAAGCCGCAAAACGUUUUACUUUCAUUGCCCGAUGUCAGUGGCACAGUUCGCAUUAUGAUAUCCGAUUUCGGUUUAUGCAAGAAGUUGAAUUAUGGCAAGGCCAGCUUUUCACGCCGCUCUGGCGUUACCGGCACAGAUGGUUGGAUUGCGCCCGAAAUGAUGCGCGGCCAACGCACGACAACUGCUGUGGACAUUUUUUCACUUGGGUGUGUCUACUAUUAUGUGCUCACUGCUGGUUAUCACGCUUUUGGCGAUGCGCUCAAGCGGCAGCACAACAUACUGUCGCACGAGUACAAUCUGUCGAAACUUAAGGUGGACACAGAUAAUGAAACGAGCAUGCCCGAGGAGGCGAGCAAAUUUAUUCUUGCUGAACAGUUAAUAGCAGAUAUGAUUCAUAAUGACGCGCAAUGUCGUCCGCUGGCGCGCUGUAUAAGCGCCCAUCCGGUCUUCUGGAAUAACCAGAAGAUACUGGCAUUCCUACAGGAUGUCAGCGAUCGCGUUGAGAAGCUGCAGUUUCAUGUGGAACCGUUGAAGUCGUUGGAAAAGAAUGGUCGCUACAUUGUGCGCAACGACUGGAAUGCGCACGUCGAUCCACUCAUAACGGAUGACUUGCGCAAGUAUCGCGGUUAUAUGGGCGCCAGUGUACGCGACUUACUGCGCGCGCUUCGCAAUAAAAAACACCAUUACCACGAACUCAGUCCGGAAGUGCAGCAAUUACUGGGUUGCAUUCCGAAUGACUUUACCAAUUAUUGGAUUAAUAAAUUCCCCGAAUUAAUAUCCCAUGCGUAUCAUGCAUUUACUAUCUGUGCGGAAGAGCCUAUUUUUAGGCAUUAUUACAACACCAACUAUCGCUUCAGUCGCCCAUGGUAUUUCGAUGCAGACGAAAAUCUUUUCCCAUCGCUAAAAGACGAUCCCAAACCUUUGAUGAAGCAAACUGCGACGGGCACUAAAGACGAGAGCGCCAGCCCGAAACGCCUGCCGCGCACCCUUGACAAACAACAACAACAAGUGAAGCAGCGCAAAGGUGUUUAUAAAUUCCGCAAAAAGUCCGACCCGGAGGCUGUUGGUGUUGGCGUUGGUUUGCAACGCAACCUGGAGUUAAUGCCCACCUCUGCUUCAGUGGCAGCUGAGGAAGGGGAUGAUGCGGGCAACAAACGAGAUGCGUACGCGAAUUUUAAAUUUCGCCGGAACUAUGGCAAAUCAGCAAAUCGUAAUUUUAGUAAUUUGAAUGCGAAUGACAACAGUAAUAAUGAGGGCAACAAAGAAAAAAUCGUUACAUGGACGUUGCCAAGCAAGCCGGCGAACGAUGAAUGAGAAAGUAAAUUACACAAAAAUUAUUACUUAGUUUAAUUAAGUAAACUUUUUUAAUUAAGUACACUGUUAGCAAGUAUUUAGCUUAGAUUGAUAGCUAUUUUAACUUUUAAACAAUUUUUAUUACAAGGACGUUAUGUAGAUUAGGAAGAGGAUCAGUUCUUUCCUGGUAAAGUGCUAUGACAACCAUACGAACUUUUUCGAAGCAAUGCCACUUUGGCUCAGGGUUUGGCAUUUUGCCCUAUCACUGAAUUGCAUUAUCACUAUUUUUUUAGUGGCAGUUGAAAUAAGGGUUUCAUGAUCCAUAAAUAUUCAGUUGUUUAGCUUUCUUUCCGCUAAAUCUUCAGUUUCCGCUUAUUGCAUUAAUUAUUUAGUGCAUUAUGCCCAACCCUGCUAUGGCAUUAUUAUUUUGGAUCUAACGUUGUGAUAGUACGAACGUACAAAUUUGUAAUUCCCUAUAUGAAAAAGCUUUAAAACAGGUAAAAAUGUGAAUAUUUUUGGAAAAGUAAACUUUUAAUGAUUGAAGCAAAUGGUCUUUUAUACAUUUUUUUUGAUUUGUAAUUAAAUUAACCACUCCGUUGGGUACCUUUUUAUACUUUUUUCUUGUAAGCCCUGCGCUGGGCACCUUUUUUAAAACGUUCAGUUUGUCACGCGGGUCUGGCCCUUUUUCGUACUGUUCGAGGAUCCUUUUUAAAAGGUUAUAUCCAUAAAUCGGUAGAAAAUAAAAUUUUAGGAAGUUACCGGGAAGUUCAAGACUUCGGCUAUAAUAGACUUCAGCUAAUGUGUUGAAACUCACACCCAAAAUGGAAAAAAUCUGGCCGGGUGCCCAAUGGAGGGUUAAGCGAGGAAGCGCAUAGAAUAGACCUCUGCUAACAAAGCUUAUGAACGUGGAGAAAGUAUUAAGACAAGUUGUACUCCUACCAGACAACAGCUCAACGCUAGGCAAAAAUUUUUUUUGAAAAAAAAAACAUAUUCUAACCCUUUGCACUCGGAGACCAUUUUCACAUUUCCUUCCAACAACUCGAUAAUGAUAUAUAUAUUUUAUCAUCAAAAAUGUUGCUGUUGUUGUUGUUAUCAUCAAAUGCGUUUUUAGUUAAAAAAAUAAAACAUUAAAAUAUAUAAUUUUUGCAUGAAUUUAUAAUUUUCUAGAGUCUGCAUUUCGAAUUACCGAAAUAAAUGCUCAUGCCAGCAGUGCUGGUAUUCCGAGUGCAAAGGGCUAAGCUUUGUUGUUGCUGUAACAGCAUAAAACAUUCCCCAUAUAUUUUGGGGCAGGUACUACUGAAAGUGACAGUCCUUGGCCGAUUAUAGGCACGACUGUCGUAUUUAAGUCGCAGAACAUGCCUCCAGCCACUACAUAUCCAUAUAUUUUUCCACUUAUUAAGAGUGGCCGCAAAGCCUUUUUGUUUUUUUGUAUGCUCCUGAAACUCUUUGGCUUAAGUUGUUGUUGUUGUUGUAGUAGCAUAAACAUUCCUUAUAGAUAUAUGGUGAAUGCUGCUGAAGUGACAGUCUUGGCCGAAUAUAAAUCCCAUUUGUACCGGUUACGUAGAACCGACUGUCGUGGGAACGAUUUGGCUUAAGUCUCAAUAAGUUGAUUUCUAAUUGAGUAUUCUCAAUCCCAGAAGUGAUUUCAAAAAGAGAUUCCUUCAAAAAUAAAAAAAUAAUGAUAAAAAAUGUUCCGCCAGUUUUAUGCUAGGAAAUAAUAACUUGUGAAUAUCACAAAUUGAAGCAACGCCAUGAAUAACGUCAAGCGACAAAAUUGAACGACUUUUUUACAACCUUCGGUUGGGCGCCUUGGUCUGACCCUUUUUUUGUUAUGUUCAAAGGAUACUUUUUUAAAGGUUAUAACCAUAAAUCGAUAAAAAAUUAAAUUUUGGGAAGCUACCUGGAAGCCUAAAAAACAGAAAAAGAUUAGAAAUAAGCAGUCGCUCCUCCAAAUGUAUUUCUGCCAUGAAGAAGUUCCUCAUUAAAACCAUUUGCCGUUCGGAGUCGGCUUAAAACUGUAGGUCCCACCAUUGGUGGAUCAGCAUCAAGACGCACAUCACAAAUAGGAGGAGGAGCUCGGCCAAACACCUUGCAGAAGUAUUACGCGCCAAUUAUUUAUUUUAUUUUUAUUUUUACCUGGAAGCUCAAGGCGUUAGCGAUAAUAGAAAUACUAUAUGUUAAAUUCACGUCCGAAGUCGCAAAAGCCAGUCUGGCCAGAUCCGGAGGGUUAAAUUGAAAAAAAAAGGAUUUACAAAUUUGAAUAAUGGAGAAGUGUUUUAUCUCUCAAUGGAUGCUAACAAGUGUUGCCUGUUCCCACGACAGUCAGUUCUACGUAACUGGAAUGCCUCGGAUUUAUAUCCCGCCAUGGAUUGUCAUUUCGAUACAACAACUACAACAGUAACAACAAGUUUUUCCACUAAGCGUAACCUAUUUUUUUGAUUGUCGCUUAAAACGUUAUUCACGGCGCUGAUUCAAUAGCGUAAAAAAGUGUGACUAAAUACGCAAAGUUGGCUUGCUCCACUUGCAAAUUAUUUUUUGUUCUAUUUUGGUUUUUGGGUGCGAAUAUCGCGCAAUAAAAUUUUAGUUCUAUGAAGAUCGCCACUCGGUGGGCAAACGUUUUCGAAUCUCUGCACUGAAAAAGCUUGUCGUCAGCCAUUCGGAGACGGCAAAAAUAGAACUACGGACGCCUAAAUAUCGUCCGAAUUUUCGAAUUAAAUAUUUUGCGUCACUGCGAUUUAUUUGAUUGAAUUUGCAAUGCUCAAAACAUCUACAUAUUGACCUUAUGGCUGUACUAAUUGAAAGCUGUGCAUGCAUGCGCCGAAUUUUGUACCAAAACCCUUUUUCGAAUCAUGACAAUAUAAGUAUUUUCUUACAUCCGUAUAUUUCUUAUUCAAAAAACACUUAAUUGAGUGUAAAAAAUUAUGGGGACAACGAAAUUCAAGUUACAUAAAAUUGAUGCAUUUCAUGACGAAUAGAAUAAAUCACUAAAUUUGAAAAAUAAGUGUGAAAUUGGAGAAACAAACAUACAAACUUGUAUGUAUGUAAUGUACGAUAAAAAGCGCGAUCCUUUCAAUCCACACUUUGGAGUAGUUGUUGAAAAUUAGUUUUUUUUUUAAGAUAUUGGCUGAGAAAUAAAUAUAAAAAAGUUUCUUUUGUUGGCGAAUAUUCAAACAAAUAAGUUUGAAAAAUAUAUAAAAAAGUGCAAUUUUUAGCAAUUGUAAUUUUAUUAAUUAUAAUAUUUUGCAUUAAUUUUUUUGCAUAUAGCAAAUAGCGGCAAUUAUUUAGCGCACUGUCGAUUGAAAAGAAUCGCUGCUUAGAAAUCAGAAAAAGUGUCUGUCAAAUGCACGUAAAUUGUCUGUGAUAACAUUUACUGUUAAACUUAAGAAUUGUAUAAACACAAAAAAAAAAAAAAUAAAUAAAAAAUAAAAAUAAAUGCUUACAGUUUAGACUGUUUGCUUUUGUUUGCAAGUGAAAAUCAAAAACGAAAACUACUAUUUUACAUAAAAUAAAGCAUUUUUAGUUGCACAAUUCGGCCCCAAGCACCCAAACACUUUUUAUAAUACUUUAGAUUCGAUAUUGUUUAUAAGUGAUACAAAAAUUAUAAUUGCAAUAAUUAAUAAAAAAAUAUAUAUUAAAAAAAAAACAAAAAA